This is a messenger RNA of Cladocopium goreaui, 169 nucleotides long. Lineage: Eukaryota; Dinophyceae; Suessiales; Symbiodiniaceae. The record is from the annotation of a GenBank genome assembly.
GCGCUUCGAAAUCCACAGCGUGGAGCCUCCGGUGGGCUCCGAGGAGGGCGGCGCGCGGGUCACGGUGCGAGGCAUCGGCUUUGGAGACGCCACGGUGACCAACCAGGCCCUGAUGAUGGCUGAUACUGGAAUCUUCAAAGACUCUGAGACGCACUCUGGACUAGCAAAG